Molecule: messenger RNA, 1291 nt
Organism: Saprolegnia diclina VS20
Lineage: Eukaryota; Oomycota; Saprolegniomycetes; Saprolegniales; Saprolegniaceae
Exons: 5
Coding region: 111-1181 (356 amino acids)
Molecular function (GO): protein binding
Source: RefSeq, a predicted model, not a curated record
CCAAAACGACGUUGAAGUUGUGGCCGGGGCCAGCCCGAUACUGGAAUCGAGUGUAGCGCGACCACCGAUGUAUCUUGGUGCUCACAUUUGAUUUUGCCAUCCCGCCGCAAAUGCUGCCCGAGACCGUUGAGCUCCGCGCCUUCCAGUUCUAUGGCUUCGCCUGCAAGGGCCUCUUUGCGACCGCCGACCUCCCGGCCAACACGCCGGUCUGGACGUGGGACAAGGCCACCGAGCCGCUCGAAACGUGGACGCGCCACGAGAUCAUGGCGCACGCCGACCGAGAGAAGCUUGUCAACUUCUCGUACAUGGUCGGCGAUGACGCGUUCGCAACGACGCUCGCGCCCGAACGCGACCCGACGUGGUAUUUCAACCACGCAUGCGAUCCCAACUGCUGGUUUGAAGGCGAUGGCCAAAUCGUGACGCGGCGACCCGUCAAGAUGGGCGAGCAGCUCUGCUACGACUAUGCGUGCACGGAAACCGAGUCGUCGCUUCAUGCGGGCAUGACGUGCCAGUGCGGCAGCGACAAGUGCAGAGGCACGCUCAAGUUUGACGAUUGGCGAAGCCGGGCGUUCAUCAAGGCCAACUACGGCCACGUGACCGAUUUCAUCAUGAAGAAGCACGCAGAAAACAGUUGGUACGACUCGCGCAUGGAGCUGCGCCACAAGAGCAAAUCGUCGCUGGGGCUCUUUUGCCGCGAAGACGCCGAUUGCAAGAUCCAAGCCGGCGAGAUCGUCCUCGUCUUCUCCGGGAAGGUCAUUCACAAGGACCAGUUUCUCGAGUCGGGCGCAAUGACGGCGCGGGACUUUGAGAUGUCACUCCAAGUGCACAAGGACUUGUGGCAAAUCCCGGCGUGGAAGGAAACCGGCGACAAGAUCGAGACGAGCGACUACAUCAACCACUCGUGCGACCCGACUUGCGGCAUGCAGGACUCGGUCACGGUCAUUGCCAUCCGCGACGUGUACCCGGGCGACGAGAUCACGAUCGACUACUGCAUGGUCAACGAUGGGUGCAACGACGAGCCAAGCGACAACUUUAUGUGCAAUUGCGGCAGCGCCAACUGCCGUCGCGAAAUCACGACGCUCGACUGGCAGCUACCCGAGUUGCAGAGCCGCCUCGGCCCGUACUUUGCGCCGUUCGUCAAGCACCUCAUCGAGAACCCGCCGUUCGUCGGCAUCCCGUAGCUCCCGCCCCUCGCACACGAUGAUGCCAUGCGUGGGAAGAGACGACAAUGAUGCAUCCCACUGGCAAUACCCCCGUAAUAUAAGGCCUUCGAUCUCCUAUCUGAUGCGGC